Messenger RNA from Drosophila bipectinata, 666 nucleotides. RefSeq lists its product as uncharacterized. The record is from RefSeq and is a predicted model, not a curated record. Lineage: Eukaryota; Metazoa; Arthropoda; Insecta; Diptera; Drosophilidae.
UAUUCUGAGGGUACAAAACAUAAACAAAGUUCUAAUUAAUUUUCAUAAUUUUCCACAUCUGUCAAAAUGAAGUCGGAAAAGCUGAAAAGAAACUUUUGGAUAUCCGCGGAAAUAGAAUGCAUGCUGAACUUGAUUAAAGAAGUCAAUAACUCACAAGGCGCUCUGUCCACAAGCACAACCCAAUAUACAUUUAUUCAAAUAGCAAACCAAAUGAAAAAGCGUGGAUUCCCAAACAAAUCGCCAACUCAAAUCCGAAGGAAGUGGUUUCAAAUGAAAUCCGCCUAUCUUUGCUAUAAAAAAGGAAACCUCGACCGACUAUUUCUAAUACCCGAGAAGUUCCGAAACGUUAUAGCACAAUUUGUAGAAAGCGGCGAAAAAAUAGGACGUUCCAAUUUGUCAACUAUUUCAACGGGAACACUUCCCCCAGUCCAAAAGCAACAAGAACAACAAAAAAACCAUUCCAAACAAGAAGAUGCUCCUAAAGAAGAGUCCUCUCCCAUGGAUAAGUUUCUCAACCAAAUCAGGAAAAAUAAUAAAUUGCUGAAUGCGGAGUUUAUGAAAAUGGAGGAAUCUCUAUUCCUCUAUGAGCAAAAAUGUCAAUUUAUUAGAGAUCAAAAUAUUAUUAAGUUUAUUAAUGAUUAAAAAAUAUACAAAUAAAAUAUAUUA